Linum tenue is the source of this 593-nucleotide messenger RNA. NCBI's taxonomy places the organism in Eukaryota, Viridiplantae, Streptophyta, Magnoliopsida, Malpighiales, Linaceae. The record is from the annotation of a GenBank genome assembly.
GUUAAUAUCACUUCCGUACCAAGACAAUUCAUAUACUCCAGGAAAAAAAAUAGUGCGAAAACGAUCACGAUGAAAAUCUCAUCCUCCUCAAGAAUUGUAUUAGUUCUUCUAUUAAAUUGUCUUCUCCAUGGGAACAAGGUCGUAGCAUUCCGUCGUCACGAAUAUGGAGAUAAGGGAAAUUUUUGCUACAAAAUCACAUCUUUUCCCGCAGCAUUAUUGCAUCUUCGGGGUGGAGUUUGUAAUAACUCGAUAUGCGAGAGAGCAUGCGGCAAUAUGUUUGGAAGAAUUGGAUUAGUUAUUUAUGGACGGUGUGAGAAUCUAUCUUGUGCUUGCUACACUGCUUGUGCACAUCUCUUUGACCCGCCACGACCAGAUUUAAAAUUAAAUUAAAUUAGAUAUUAAUUCCUCGCUACGAAAUAAAUAUUUUGAUAGCCUCCACCAAUGGUUGCUCCAUAGUGACAAGUUUUUCCCCCCUUCUUCUGCAGUGUAUGUCUUUUAUUACUUCUUUCCUUUUUGGUAGAAUAGGGAAUUUAGUAAGCUACCCAUGAAACGUAAAAUAAACGUUAAGUUAGUAUUUUGUGUUUUGCCAUUUU